GUUGAUGGAGAAAAUUACCAUAUCCUUCGAACAGGAUGUUGGCCAUAUAUGAAGUAUCACUGCACCAAGCGACCAUAUGAGGACCUUUCUGUAGAUGACAAAUUUUUCCGUGUUUUGAAAAUUGCAAACCUAGGUAUACCCUGCCUAGCCUAUGGUUGUGGUGCAUCAUUUCUUAUAAGUUGUCAAGAGGAGAUUUACACGCCUGAAGGAACUGUUACAAUUUACUUCUUAUAUGAAGAAGAUCGAGGCUCCAUGUAUUAACGGGACUUAAGAUUGUUGUUAUAUCCCCUUUGAUUUUAUGUAUAGAUCCAUAAAUCUUUAACAAUGUUAAAAGUUGUUAGGUAUGCACCAGAAGCAUGGAAUAUGCUUCAGGGUGUGUUUUGUGUAUACAAACCAGCAGAUAUGACCAUGAAUCACCUGAGAAAAGUGGUGAUUGGUAACCUAACCCGUGAUCUCAAUUUAUUAAAGACUCGUCCGGCCACUCCUAUAGUUGCCAUUGAAGGCAGUGUUACAGAGAAGCUGGUUGUGAAAUUGAAGGAGAAUUAUGCUGAUCACCCAUUAGUUCUUGGUCCAAGAUACCAACCAAAGGAUGUCAAACUAACAUGGGCCCAUCAGUUAGAUAAAAAUAUCUCAGGAGUUUGCAUUUUGGGUGUGAAUAGAGGCACAAAAGGUACACGCAAAGUAAGGGAGUCACAGUUAAUUCGUUCUUACACGGUUUCGGGCCAGUUUGGACGAACAACUGACACGCUUUUUAUUGAUGGCAAGAUUAUAGGGAAGUCAACAUACAAGCAUAUAACAAGAGGACGCCUGAUGCGAACAUUAAUGACCAUACAGGCCGGUCAUCAGAGGAGUUCACUUAAUUUUUUGGGUCUUGACCCACAGUCUCAGGAAGCAUAUGAAGCUCUCUCAGCUGAGGGCCUUGUAAGACCUGGCGAGAAAUCUCCACCAUUAAUCUAUGCUCUCAAAAUUGUUGACUUCAAUUUACCAGAUUUCACACUAGAGGUUUCAUGCAUUAAUGAAAAUGCUGUCUACCUUCAACACCUGGUGCACGAUCUAGCAUUACGGCUCAAGACCACUGCUGUGUGCACACAAAUGCGCUGCAUUCGCUAUGGACCUUGGACUCUGCAGCAUAGUUUGCUUCAUAAGCAUUGGUGUCUAGAACAUAUUAUAGAUAAUAUAACCCAUAGCAAACCACUCUUUAAAGAUAUAAUACCCAAAUCAGCUAGUUUGGUUAUGUUAAAAGAUGAACAAAGAAGGAAUUAGAAUUGUAAAUACAUCAGGUGAGACUGAUAAGUGUAAAUAUACUGUAUAAUAAAUUUCAGUAAACAUGAAUAUCCCCUUUUGA
Messenger RNA from Penaeus monodon (black tiger shrimp), 1345 nucleotides. Its product is annotated as mitochondrial mRNA pseudouridine synthase Trub2-like. Gene Ontology annotation, molecular function: pseudouridine synthase activity; RNA binding. The record is from RefSeq and is a predicted model, not a curated record. Gene Ontology annotation, biological process: RNA processing; pseudouridine synthesis. NCBI's taxonomy places the organism in Eukaryota, Metazoa, Arthropoda, Malacostraca, Decapoda, Penaeidae.